AUGUCUGACGGUAUAAGAUUUUUAGAAUACUGUUAUGUGAUGUAUUUUUCGGAUCCAAAGUUUCUGUUGGACGGUUCAAUGUUCAAAUAUUGCUUGCAAAGAGAAAAGGAUCAUUUUAUAUACAUAUCAUUACUGAGAUUAUUAAGUUGUCUUCCAGAAUCAAUUCCUCAUCUAGCAGAAAUAGAGAACAAAGCUUUUAACUCAAAUAAGUUAAAUUAUUUUGAAUCGUUCAAGCUUUUUGAGUACAAAACUUUGAAAAAAAGAAGAUCUGUAAAUAUUGAUCCAGAAGACCUCGAAUAUUAUAAGAUUAUGGCAACGGCAAUUAGAAAGUUCUUUGAACUCAUUAACUCCUGCGUUCCUCUCAUUCAACAUGUUUACAAAAGAAAUUAUUUUUAUUUUGGAACAUCUUUAUCAGAGUUAGAGCGAAAAGUAGAGUUCUAUGUCGAACUAAUGCUUAUUAAACACCCUAAUAAGCCCUUAUUUAUGAAGCUUGCCAAUAUUUUUUAUGAAAGAUGCGCAAUGGACCCGGCAAAAGCGGAAAGUUUAGAGAAACAGAUAAAAUUAUGCAAUGUUUAUCAGUCAGAGAACCCAUUAUGGCGUGAAAUGUGCACUCAAAAAGUGUUUUUCAAUCAGAAAUACGAAUUUUUAUCUGAUUCAAAAGAAAAUUUGUUAUCACAAGAGCCGCAAGAGGUUUCCACAGCAUCCCUGAAGUCAGCAAUAUCAAAUGAUAUGUUCAGAUUAGAGUCCAAGCACUUAAGAUUUUUAGAAUAUGUUAACAUCUCAAUAAUUGUGCUAUUUGUUGGUUAUGUUGCAUGUAUCAUAUUUGCUACAGCAUCAUUCGACACGAAUGCUUCCGGUUUAAUGAAUUUAUCCACCGCGGUCAAUGAUAAACAGACAAGUUUCUGCGAGUUAAUGAUUAACUCCCUUCGCCCUUGCCGUGGUGUCCUUGAUACUGCAGAAAUGAGGUCUCAAAUUCAAACUUUUAUUGACGGAUAUUUUGUUGAACACGCAUUAUUCUACAAAAACUUAAAUAAUAUCUUGUCAACGAGUGCUUUAUUGAAUAAUUCGCUUUGGAGCUUGUUUGCUGAUAGAUAUCUUGCUUCUAGCGCUCUUGACGGGACAGAAUUUAAUUAUUCAUACGUGACUAUAGGAACAAGAGUCGCAACUGCAACGGAAACAGUAUUAGGAGCACCCCAAUGUAACGCGAGUCAGUAUUACUACUUAACUCAGAUGCUAUUUCUUAAUAUGACAGAUUGGUUUGGAAUUUUUACUGGAAAAUUCAACCCAUUACUUGCAUAUAUAAGCAAUGAAGUAAGACUGAAGUACGUUAUGUUCGGAGAUCUUGCAACAGUGUUCAUUUACGUUGCUGGAUUGAUUUUAUUGAUUUCUUUGAUAUUUUAUCGUAUCAAACUUCAUAAAAUAACGAACAGUUUCUCAGAAGGUGUUCCAAACAAAGAAUCCAACAUAAUUCAAAAAAUUAUAUCUGGCAAUCAGAAAGGAUAUCUGUUUUAUACAUAUAUCAUACUAUUUCUGAUUGCCAUUACCAUUAUUAUGUAUAUAUUUUUGAUGCAUUUGAUGCAAUACGACGUUCAAAACCAAAUUAUCUAUUUAAUGGCUGCUUUAAGCGACAUAUUCAGAGAGAUUAUUCAAUUAUUCUAUAUUUCAACCGGUAUUACAUGCCUCAGAAUUUAUCUUCUCAAUCAUACUCAAUAUCCAUUAGCAGCUUAUGGAAUUGAGACAACAUUAUAUGUUCUUAUGGGCUUAGACAGAUCUCAUAGUAACAAUUAUCCACUGAUUGAUAACAUGUCUCAGUUGAUUUCGAGCAGUUACCACGCAAUUAACGAAGAAGAGACAAUGAACUUCACCAAUCAAGCCGCUGAUAUAUUCCUAGACCAAUUAAUUCCAUCAAAUAAUGAAUAUAUCACUAACAGAUAUACAGCAUAUUAUAAAGAUAAGAAUGAGGUGACAUUUAACCAUGUUGGCAUUCAUUCUUGGAUAUUCCUGUUAGCAGCGGUAUUCGUUUCCAUCAUUUCCAUUUAUUUCUUUGAGUUUGUUCAUUCAAUUCUUUAUACAAAGAUGAUAACUCAACUUAUUCCAUAUGUAAGAACAGCUGUUAGCGAAGAUGGAAGUAAUACUGUUACAGGAAUGAAUGAAAACAGCUUUUCUUUGGAUUUGAUCGGAUAUCCAGCAGCUAUUAUUGAUUCUUCCGAUGAAAUUAUAUUUGUUAAUCAUCUAUGGUUGACAGAUUUUAAUGGCGUAAUGUCAAAUUUCAUCGGAGAAAAUUAUCAGAAUAUUAAUGAAGAAUUUAGCGUUUGUCCGCAUGUCCAAGAUGGUCUAAGAGUUAUAGUUAUAGAGAAAUCCCGCGAAAUGGAAGAUUUGAGGAAGAAUAUCUCUUCAAAAGACAGUGAUUACAAGUCAAUGAUACAAGUAUUGCAUCCAUUAGAAUCAUUUACACCUGAAAUGAAGGAAAGAGAUGCAAUUGUGCUUUGUUUGAUAUUUACUUCGUUCAAUGAAGGAGAUAAAACUUCAGAAACAGAUUCUUGUUUCUACGAAGUCAGAUACAUCAUUAGCGAAGUCAAAGAAUUCACAGCUGAAUUCAAUCCACGAUUUUUAACAUGGUCUUUCGGAGAAAUUCAGAUAGUUUUUGGAUUGAAUGAUGAUGACACUUCUUUAAUGGAUUCUGCACUUUCUGCGUUGAAUACUGCUUUCUUUGCUAUCCAGAAAGCCCUAGAAUUUGAAGAUAUCUAUGAAAUGUCUGUUGCAGCUGUUUUAAUGAAAGGAAAAUUCAACAACUGCAUGUUCGAUGGAUACGGCGCUAGACAGAACAGACAGCCAAAUGCUGUCAUUGUGUCUCCCGCUGUUUCUGAUUUACUCACGGAUUACAUUUGUGAUUUAGCUUUCGUCGUCAAUGAUUUUGUCACUAUCUACGUCGAUCCAAGAGAUAUCAAGUACUUGGCUGAUGACGAAGAAGAGUGUGAUUCAGACGAAGCUUUUGUUUGUUUGUGA
This is a messenger RNA of Trichomonas vaginalis G3, 3006 nucleotides long. RefSeq lists its product as uncharacterized. The record is from RefSeq and is a predicted model, not a curated record. The transcript has a single exon. The coding region runs from base 1 to 3006 and encodes 1001 amino acids. Lineage: Eukaryota; Parabasalia; Trichomonadida; Trichomonadidae.